GACGGAAUAGUCUCCAAGGGCGAGUUCCAGGAAGGUUUCCACGUCCUCUGUACAAGGGAGGCAAAGAACGUCUCACAGGAGGUGCUCUCCGCCAUCGCUAAGAACGUGGAAAACUUUACAUCUGCUUCAAGCAUGAAGAAGGCGGCUCUGACCGCUGCCGCGAGGCAUCUCGAAGGUUAUGAGCUUCAGAAGCUCUUGGACAAGUUCGAGUCGGAGUGGAAACUUGGUUUCGCCAUGGCAGAUGGCAGCAAGACUGCCACGUGGGCGGAGGAGGCUUUCCUGGCUUUGGACACAGACGGAUCUGGAGAGAUCGACUACAGCGAGUUCCUGGCGGCUGUGAUGGAUGCGAAACACCUGGAGAGACGGGAUCUCCUUUGGGCGACGUUCCAGGAGUGUUGGCGCCAUAUAGAGGUCAAAACAAAAGUAUUUAGUUACUAUGUUUUUUUGGUUUCACCACUUGCCAUUGUCCCGUACACAACGCCCCAACGUCCUAUUCUAGUCAUUAAGAGCCCUAUGUGGCAGGGUUUGUUCAAGGGCCCUUCUCGGCUUAAGGUUUGGGGUUCAGCGGUUCGGUUAAAGGAUUCGGUCUAA
Symbiodinium necroappetens is the source of this 591-nucleotide messenger RNA. NCBI's taxonomy places the organism in Eukaryota, Dinophyceae, Suessiales, Symbiodiniaceae. The record is from the annotation of a GenBank genome assembly.